Messenger RNA from Anopheles gambiae (African malaria mosquito), 1092 nucleotides. RefSeq names its product ATP synthase subunit b, mitochondrial (gene ATPsynB). Gene Ontology annotation, molecular function: proton transmembrane transporter activity. NCBI's taxonomy places the organism in Eukaryota, Metazoa, Arthropoda, Insecta, Diptera, Culicidae. The transcript has 3 exons. Gene Ontology annotation, biological process: proton motive force-driven ATP synthesis. Bases 203 to 913 code for a protein of 236 amino acids. The record is from RefSeq and is a predicted model, not a curated record.
AAUGCCUUUUUUUGUUCACGAUGGCUGUGUGAAGCCGCCUAGCGCGAAACGAUAAGCUCUUUGAAGUACCCUUUGACAGCUCAGAAAAGCUAAACGUCAAAAUUCUUGUAGACGACCGACAUCUUUUCCUCGGUGCGACUGAAGUGCAGAAAGCAGGUCCUCCGUUUCAGCAAACGAAAAUUUCCAGCCGAAGCAAACGAAAAUGCUGUCCAGAGCGGUGCUUUUGUCAGCUGCCAAGAAGCCAACAGCACUAGUCUUGGCUCGCGGAGCUGCCACUCAGGCUGAUCGUCCGAAGCGGGCGGAGCAUGGCGGAAAGGUUCGCCUCGGCUUCCUGCCCGAGGAAUGGUUUACCUUCUUCUACAACAAGACUGGUGUUACCGGUCCGUACGUAUUUGGUGCCGGUCUAAUGACCUAUCUGUGCUCGAAGGAGAUCUACGUCAUGGAACACGAAUACUACAAUGGUUUGUCGCUGGCCGUCAUGGUCGUGUUCGCCGUCAAGAAGUUCGGACCUUCGCUGGCCGCUUACCUGGACAAGGAAGUCGACAAAAUCGAAGACGAGUGGAAGGAAAGCCGGGAAAACAACAUCCAGCAGCUGACACAGGCCAUCGAGGACGAGAAGAAGGAACAGUGGCGUGCUGAAGGCCAGACGAUGCUGAUGCAGGCCAAGAAGGAGAACGUGGCGCUUCAGCUGGAAGCUGCCUAUCGCGAACGUGCCAUGAACGCGUACCGCGAGGUGAAGAAGCGCCUGGAUUAUCAGGUCGAGCGCCAAAACGUCGACCGUCGUAUCUCGCAGAAGCAUAUGGUCGAUUGGAUCGUGAGCAAUGUGGUGAAGUCGAUCACGCCCGACCAGGAGAAGGAAAACCUGAACAAGUGCAUUGCCGAUCUCGGUGCACUGGCUGCCAGAUCGAAGUAAGUCAUGUUUUUAGAACUUUUGUCAGCCUUCUUGGGGAAGGUGGAGAAUUCAGAUCAACAAAUUGUUAGAAUGUGCAAUGCGCACGAGCAGCGACGGGAUGCCGUUAAUUAGCAUCGUGUGUCGAUGUAGCUACCAACAACACGUCUAAGUAAUAAACGAUAUCGAUACCUGUCACUGUA